AUGAAAUUUUCUGAAGAAUAAUUUCAAAAAUAUAACAUGGCUAGACCAAAAUAUCUUACACAAGAGGAGUUGGAAACACUAUUGAAUGAGACUGACGACGAAGAUGCCGACAUUAGCGAUGACGAAUGUGAAUUACAAGAAGACAGUUUGAUUGAAACAAGUGAUUCUGAUGUUGAAGAACCGGACGAUAUCGAAAUUGAUGGCUCAGCAGACGAUAUUGAAAUUGAUGAAAAUGCUGAUCCAACGUUUAUUUCAAAAGAUGGCAUAGUUUGGAACUCUGAACCAGUGACAGAUCGAAGUGGAAGAUUGCGUAAAGAAAACGUUAUCACACUUCGUCCGGGACUAACAAGAUUUGCAAAAAACCGUGUUGAUUCUAUCAAAGAUGCAUUUCUCCUUUUCUUUCCAUCACCAGUUGAAAACAUUAUUUUGAAGAAUUCGAAUGCGUAUGCAAAGGCGACGUAUGGCGAAAAUGCCAUUGAAAUCGAUUCAAACUUAUUACAUGCGUAUAUCGCUGUACUAAUCUUGGCCGGUGUAUACAGAUCAAAAAAUGAAAAUUUGGUUGAUUUAUUUGACGGUGAAUAUGGCCGUCCAAUUUUCAGAGCGAUCAUGUCAAAGAAAACAUUCCAAUACAUGAGCCGAGUUAUGCGUUUCGAUGAUGUCAUGAACAGACGACAACAAAAAUCCACCGACAAGUUUGCACCAAUUCGUGAUUUAUUCGAUAAGUGGUCGGAACUUUUACCUGAUUUCUACAAUCCAUCUGAAUGUGUCACUGUAGACGAGCAACUUCUUGGUUUUCGUGGCCGAUGUAAGUUCCGGCAAUACAUGCCAUCCAAACCAGAAAAAUAUGGCAUAAAAUUUUGGCAAUUAGUUUGUUCUGAAACAUGUUAUGUAUGGAAAAUACAGCCAUAUUUGGGAAAAGCCGUUGGUGUUGAUUCGGCUGAAAAAGGACAAGGUGCAUGCGUCACAACGUAA
This is a messenger RNA of Contarinia nasturtii (swede midge), 972 nucleotides long. Its product is annotated as piggyBac transposable element-derived protein 4-like. The record is from RefSeq and is a predicted model, not a curated record. Bases 37 to 972 code for a protein of 311 amino acids. Lineage: Eukaryota; Metazoa; Arthropoda; Insecta; Diptera; Cecidomyiidae. The transcript is spliced from 3 exons.